Messenger RNA from Dracunculus medinensis (Guinea worm), 1227 nucleotides. The record is from the annotation of a GenBank genome assembly. Lineage: Eukaryota; Metazoa; Nematoda; Chromadorea; Rhabditida; Dracunculidae.
AUGCGAAAUGUUACACAUAAAGAUUUUUUCAAUAAAACGAGAAAGCGAUCUAAUAUUCCGAGAUAUUUCCGUGCAACAAUUGCCGAGGUUGAUCGUGCUAAUCCUGAUUUUAUGUACAGAGUUUACUACUGGGAUGAUGUUGUUAACGUCGAUGCAGUCUCUAAUGAUCAGUGGCCUGAUGAAAGUUGUUCGUGUGCUUGGGUUAGUCCUUAUGAUAUCGCACCUUCUACUCCGGAUCUUUCUCGUCGUCGAAAUAUAGUAAGACGAAGAGAGAUGGAAUAUCAAUGUAAAUGUGGCUAUGAUUUCUGUGAAUUGGUUUUUAGUGAAAAAUGUCCAUUUAAAUUAUCGCAAGCUUGCUGUCAACGCCUAAAAAUGAAUUGCCCCUUCCAUUCAAAAAAAAACUCACCAAAUGAAGUCAUCACAGCUAAAAAAUUAAGAUCAUCGAAUAAGAGAAGCUCCUCCACGAACUUUUAUGCAACACGAACUGAGGCUUGUUUUUAUUUUUACAUUGAAUUUAAUUGGUUUAACAUUAUCAAACUAAGAAGGAGAAGCCUUGGGAUAUCUUUAUCAAGUGAUGAUACCAGGAGAAGCAUUUCGAUGAAAGAUAUCAGGCCUAAAUGGGUUUAUCAAAAUGGUCGUAUUGUUGAAGUUUCUGCAUCACCAACAUCAAUUCCCGAUGCACAGCCUCAAGCACGAGUUUCUCACACUGAUGAACACAGUGAUGAACACACACCUGCGAAGCGAAAUAGACUAGAGUUCGAUCGAUAUGAUUCGUCAUCGGACGGAUUUUUUGAUGAUGAUUUUGAAGAUGACAUCGAUGAUGAGCUUGAUAUGUCGAUCGAUGGUACAGUUGCUCGAGCUAUUCCUUACCAUCAGUUAAUUGCUAGGACAAAAGGAGUAAGUAUUGCUGGCAAUGUACAACCAGAAACAUCGGACGUUUUGCGUUCUGUGCCAUGCACCAUUACACGAUCAGCAGAUCGCACUAUUCAAAGAACUACACAGUCGGCUUACCCAGUAAAGUUUUUGGGAAGAAGUGGAAAUUUGUUGGGUGCCACUAAUCGAAUCCAACAAAAAGCAGUUUCUAAUUUAGCCAGAACAACGGAGAGGGCAAAUAUCGGUGCAACUACGAAGUAUUUAGUUUGGGCUAUUUUUAAGAUAUCAGAACGAGAUGGGAUACGGAAGCGAGUGUCAGCUCCGCCAAGACGUUUAAGUCCAAAUCCAGCGUAA